AAUCGCUUAGCCGAUAAGACCACAAGCGCUCUGCGUGCCCAGUUAGUGCUCGCGUCUUGCGCGCGCGGCCCCGUUUGCAGUUCUCGCGCACGCUCCCUCCCCGUCAGAUUAAGUUUCUCUUGUUUUGGGCGGCCUGGAUUAAACCAACUCGAGAGUGGGAAGAGGACGAGAGAGCGAGAUGUUUCGAUUUCAGUCUUUGGAAGACUGUCCCCUCGAGGAGGAAGGAGAGGGUUUGCAUGGACUGGUCGACGAAGAUGACGACAUCGAUCAGUUCAACGACGACACGUUUGGAGCUGGGGCUGUUGAUGAUGACUGGCAAGAGGAGCACGAACGACUGGCAGAACUCGAAGAGAAAGUCUCUGGUGGCCAUUCCUCACCUCCCCAGCAGCCACUACCUCCUCACAAUUUGUCGUCUUCCUCUUCAAAAGCGGAUGAUUUGGCUGACAGAGACCGGUAUCUGGACAGUUUACUUACGUUUGGAGGGGGUGCCAAUGACAACUUGGCAGAGAGUUUCAGCAAACUUGUUAUGAAUGCUGGCUGUGACUUUGAAGAGCUGAGUGAUCCUGCCGUGAUGAGGGCCACUCUGCCACAGCCCAGAACGCCACUGAACAGCAGUAUUUGGGAGAACCCAAUGGGAUUUGGUAAUGCGAAGCCUCUGAUGUCUCAAGUUGAGGCACACUCUACAUUGGCUGCUAAACAGGACAGUCCACUUAUGUCCAUAAUUAAAGAGGUUGGCCUUCCAAAGAGAUCAGCAUUGGGACAGGAGGAGGGGCGAGACCUGUCUGAACGAGCGCCACCUCCACGAUCAUCCUCUCCUAUCAUUGGCAGUCCACCAGUUAGAGCAAUACCUAUUGGCACUCCUCCUAAACAGCCACUUGGACACAACCUCGGCCAACACCAGCAGAUCCUUUGCCCAACGCCUAUACAUGUCAGAGCUCCCCUGCCACAACAGUUUCCCAGUGCUUUCAAUGACCGAAUGUCCCCCAACCAGCUGCUCAACGUUACGAAUUCCCCCUUGUGUGCCCAUCCUUUCUCAUCUAAUGUUCCUCCUGUCCUGAGCCAACUUCACCGUGCACAAAUGAUUGGAGCUGCACAGCCUGGUCAUAUGUCACCUAGUCAUUUUGCCCGUGUCUCCAGACUGGCUGGAAACCCUCUGACUGCUGUUAACCCCAAGCUGCUACAAGGUCGGAUGGGACAAAUGAUGUCACCGGUUGGCGGCGGUGGAGGUUUUCGUCCAUUUUUUAGUCCUGCACCUCCACAUCCUCCCCAGUGCCCUCCUGGGCACCUCCAUAACCUCCAUUCCCAACAGAGCAUGUUCCGACCUGACACUACACACCUGCACCCCCAGCACCGCAGGCUUCUUCAUCAGAGGCAGCAGCAGCAGUCCAGAAGUCAGCAGCGCAGAGGACAGAAUGGGACAUGUGACCGUACCCAUCGGCAUGGCACAUCUCAGGACAGGUGUAAAAGAGAUCCGUACAGCAACUUGAUGACAUCCCGGGAGAAGGAGUGGGUGUGCCGAAUUCAGAUGAUGCAGCUCCAGAGUACUGAUCCUUAUCUCGAUGACUACUACUACCAGAACUAUUUUGAGAAGCUGGAGAAGAGACCAUCACCUUUAGACUCCAAUGGAGACAUGCCAAAAAAAGAGCACACAAAACUCAUUACUCCUCAGGUUGCGAAACUGGAGCAUACCUACCGACCAGUGCAGUUUGCAGGCUCACUGGGGAAGUUAACGGUGUCCAGCGUAAACAACCCACGCAAGAUGAUUGACGCCGUAGUGACGACGCGCUCAGAUGACGAGGAGAAACGAGAGAAACAGGUUUGGAAUAAGAGGCGCCAGAUCCUUUACACAAUUGAGAAGACAUACAGCCUCUUGCUGGACAUUCAGGACUUUCAGAAAAAGUACGUCCAGACUCCAGACGAUGAGAAGGAAGCUUUAUUAGAACAGCGGAAGUCUAAAAUCAUGGACAUGUUUGAGAAUCUCCGAGGCAAGUCCACAGACGCCAGGAACAGCAGGUUCCCAGAUGACCACUUAGUGCAAAUCAUGUGCAUUCGUAAAGGAAAGCGUCUGAUUGGCAGGCUAAUUACGUACCUUAGUAUAGAACAGGCAGGAGUCGUCCUCACAACAAUCGCCAGAAACCUUCCAUAUAUCUUAAAGAAGGAUGGAGUAGACGAGGUGCUGCCAUGGCUGAUUGAGCCCUGCUCCCUUGUGAUCCACCAUCUGCCUAGUGGGCAGCUGACAGACCUGCUGCAGGACCUCAGUGGGCUCUCGGGGGAAACAGAACUGAACAACUCCAACACAAAUCAGCAGCUAACAAGGGUGCUGCAGAGCAAGUUUGGCCUGACAUUGUUAUACUUCAUUCUCAGUGAGGGAGAAAGGCUACAGAGUUCUGACGACACCAGUGAACUAAUGGAAGACAAUCGCUGGACCGAGCUGGUUUUUGGAGUCACCCGUGAGCUGUUAAAGAUCCCGGCUGCAAACCUCGCCAGACCAGCCUUCACACCGCCCAGCUUGUUAUCUCUUUUCUCUCGAUAUGUCGACAGACAACGCCUCAAUUUGCUGGAAGAUAAACUACAACUUUCUUCCAGGCCCAGGUAGAAGACGUUCAGCCCCAAGCCUAACAUGAACUUGAACUCGGCGCUUGGGAACGUCCAUCUGCCUGUUCUGGGUGUGCGGAGGAGAUACUUCGGAAGUGUCGAGGCGUGAGAACGGACGGGCUUGGAGUCUCCGAAGGGAUUUGUUUCGCUUUACUUCACUGGGGAAAUUUUUUUUUUUUUUUUUUUUUGCACUGAAAACUCGUGUUUUUUUUGGUUGAGAAAAAUGAGCCCUGAAGAAGUACGAGAAGAAACCGAAGAAAUUCCCUCAUCAGUUAACGGCUGUGAAUUGCGUGCUAAACACUCGAGGGUCUGCGCAGAAAGGGGGCGAGGGCGAGUGCCACCUCUGGGCCCUCCUGCUCCACGGGCGUUACUUUGUAUGGCAUGUGUUUGCGUGUGUAAGUCUGUACAUACAAUAUAGAAAACAAACAAACAAACAAAACAAACUCUUGGCUGCGUCAAAGGAAGUUCCGCUGAAGAAUUUGAGACCCCGAUACCGGACCGCCCGCUAACCUGGUGUUUUGUUGCCUUACACCUUUUUAAGUUCCUCGCAUGGCUUUUCUAUUUAAUGUUUUACUUGUGUGUUUUAAGAUUUGUAAGACGAUCACAUGUUGCCUCAUCAGGUCCGAGUGCUUCACCCUCCCAGUUUGCGUUUGCACUUUUCCUUUCGUGUCGUGUCCUUCGUUUUUGGACAUGACGGUAAGGAGGGUCUCCUGCUCGCGGCGGCUCCUCCUUUUGCCGUUUUAGGUCAGCAGAAUCGGUGGAAUUGUGCAAAGCCGCAGAGGUCGAAGCCAAACGUCGUCGCCGCAGUGUCACCAACCGAGGACUUGUGCGUUUCCUAACACCUCGCGAGCUUUAGGCCGUCAAUCGAAGCCCCUUCGGUCGGACCCUACAGUCAGUUCUCCAGUGCGCAAAACCUGGCGUUCGUGCGAAAUGGCCUGACAAUCGAGGUGUUGUGCUCGGACAAGGCUGCCCCCGAUGCAAGCUGGAGCUCUGGAGUGGUCCGUCGGGUAGGGUUGGGGGUCUGGGAUGCACUGCACUCACAUUUAUAGUCUUCCUUCCGCUGAAUUUCGAAGGACGCGUUUUCUGUUGGCAGCUGCCGGUUUCAAUCAAUUUUGUUUGUCGGUGGUCCGUAUCGUAAAAGGGGGGCAGGAAAUACUGGAGCUUCUCGUUGGGCUCGUUUUUUCCCCCCCCAAAGGCUUCGCCUCACUGAAUUCCUUUGGACGCGGUGACACAGGGACCCCCACCCCCUGCACCCCAACUAAACUGACCCCUAGAUUGAGGAAUUCUUUUAAUUUUCGAUUUUUAGCCAAAGGGAUUCUCAGCUCGCUGUUCUCCAGCUCACGGUUUUAAUCUUCAUUUUUUUUUUUUAUUUUAUUAGGACCCCCGCCACAUAUUCGGUCACACCUACACCCCCUCCCUUUUUUUUAUUUUAUAUAACGGUAUUAACCAGUUUGGUGGAACGAUGAGACGCGUCUGCUAAACGCUAAGAUGACAGCACUUUAACGGCCAACUGCUGAAACCGAUCAUGACCGCGUGCGUAAUGAAGUUUACUUCAAAGAAACUUGCAGCAGUCCCACAACUUUAAGAUCUUAGAUUUCUAAUAAAUUGUUUUCUUUACAAUAAA
This is a messenger RNA of Polypterus senegalus (gray bichir), 4219 nucleotides long. RefSeq names its product PAT1 homolog 1, processing body mRNA decay factor (gene patl1). Gene Ontology annotation, molecular function: RNA binding. The coding region runs from base 179 to 2596 and encodes 805 amino acids. Gene Ontology annotation, cellular component: P-body. NCBI's taxonomy places the organism in Eukaryota, Metazoa, Chordata, Cladistia, Polypteriformes, Polypteridae. Gene Ontology annotation, biological process: P-body assembly; deadenylation-dependent decapping of nuclear-transcribed mRNA. The transcript is spliced from 19 exons. The record is from RefSeq and is a predicted model, not a curated record.